Molecule: messenger RNA, 4306 nt
Organism: Passer montanus (Eurasian tree sparrow)
Lineage: Eukaryota; Metazoa; Chordata; Aves; Passeriformes; Passeridae
Gene: PLCB2
Product: phospholipase C beta 2
Exons: 31
Coding region: 1-3582 (1193 amino acids)
Biological process (GO): phosphatidylinositol-mediated signaling; lipid catabolic process
Molecular function (GO): phosphatidylinositol-4,5-bisphosphate phospholipase C activity; calcium ion binding
Source: RefSeq, a predicted model, not a curated record
AUGUCUGUGCUGAACCCUGUCCUGCAGCCCACGGAGGUGAAGGAGUACCUGUGCAAGGGCGACCGCUUCAUCAAAUGGGAUGAUGAAACAUCAAAUGCUUCUCCUGUGAUUCUCCGAGUGGAUCCCCAGGGUUUUUACGUGUACUGGACCUACCAGAGCACGGAAAGAGAAAUUCUGGAUAUCACCAGCAUCCGAGACACCCGAACAGGGCGAUUUGCCAAAAUGCCCAAGUCCCUGAAGCUCCGAGAGGUUUUUAACUUGGAUCACCCUUACAGCACCUUCCUGCUGAAGAACCUGACAAUUGUAUCUGGCUCUGACAUGGUUGACCUCACUUUCCAUAACUUUGUGUCCUACAAGGAGAGUAUUUGCAAGGACUGGGCUGAGGAUAUAAUGGCCAUUGCCCGGAACCCCCUCACGUACAACGCUCCCCGCUACACCUUCCUAGAGAAAAUUCUGGUGAAGCUGAAGUUGCAACUGAAUGAAGAGGGAAAGAUUCCUGUCCGGAAUAUUUUUCAGAUGUUCCCUGCAGACAAGAAGAGGGUGGAAGAAGCAUUAAGUGCUUGUCAUCUGCCAAAUGGCAAGAAUGACGCCAUCAACCCCGAGGACUUCCCCGAGCCGGUGUACAAGACGUUCCUCAUGAAUCUGUGUCCACGGCCCGAGAUUGAUGAGAUAUUUACUUCACACCAUCUAAAAGCAAAGCCCUACAUGACCAAAGAUCACUUGGCAAAGUUCAUCAACAAGAAGCAGCGUGACACUCGCCUCAAUGACAUCCUCUUCCCGCCAGCCAAACCUGAUCAGGUGCAGAGCCUGAUAGAGAAGUAUGAACCCAGUGGGUUUAACAUCCAGAGAGGGCAGCUGUCUCCAGAGGGGAUGGUCUGGUUCCUCUGUGGACCUGAGAACAACCUGAUAGUGCUGGACAAGCUGAUGCUGUACCAGGACAUGACCCAGCCACUCUCGCACUACUACAUCAAUUCCUCACACAACACCUAUCUGACAGCCGGGCAGUUUUCUGGGACGUCCUCUCCCGAAAUGUACCGGCAGACGCUGCUGGCCGGCUGCCGCUGCGUGGAGCUGGACUGCUGGAAGGGCCGGCCCCCGGAGGAGGAGCCCAUCAUCACCCACGGCUUCACCAUGACAACUGAGAUCCUCUUCAAGGAUGCCAUCGAGGCCAUUGCAGAAAGUGCUUUUAAAACAUCUCCAUACCCUGUGAUCCUGUCCUUCGAGAACCACGUGGACUCGCCCAAGCAGCAGGCAAAGAUGGCCGAGUACUGCCGAACAAUUUUUGGAGACAUGCUGCUGACAGAGCCACUGGAGAAAUACCCGCUGAAGCCAGGAGUUCCUCUGCCAAGUCCUAAGGAUCUCUUAAGGAAAAUCUUGAUUAAAAACAAAAAGAACCAAUCAAUGUCUGGGAAGAGGCAGAACUCUUUGAAGAAAGGGAGGAACGUGGAACCAGAAACCACUGAACAGCCAGCCUCUGUGGAUGCUGAAGAUACUGUCUGGGCAGGUGAUGUUGCUGAAGAGGAGCCAGAGGAAGAGGAUGAACAGCUCAGAAAUCUGGAUGAAGAAGAAAUUAAAAAGAUGCAGUCAGAUGAGGGCACGGCUGGCCUGGAAGUGACAGCGUACGAGGAGAUGUCCAGCCUGGUUAAUUACAUACAGCCCAUCAAAUUCAACUCCUUCGAGGUCUCUGCCAAGAAGAACCGGAGUUACGUCAUCUCCUCCUUCACCGAGACCAAGGCUUGCGAUCUACUGAGCAAGUUCCCCAUGCAGUUUGUGGAAUACAACAAGUGGCAGAUGAGCCGCAUUUACCCCAAAGGCACCCGGAUGGACUCCUCCAAUUACCAACCCCAGAUGUUCUGGAAUGUCGGCUGUCAGAUGGUGGCACUCAACUUCCAGACCAUGGAUGUCCCCAUGCAGCAGAACAUGGCCCUGUUUGAGUUCAACGGGCAGUGUGGGUACCUGCUCAAGCACGAGUUCAUGCGGCGCCCCGACAAGCAGCUCGACCCCUUCUCCGUGGACCGCAUCGACGGGCUGGUGGCCACUACUGUCUGUGUCACGGUACUCUCUGGUCAGUUCCUCUCAGACCGCAGCGUGAAGACCUACGUGGAAGUGGAGCUCCUUGGGCUGCCAAGGGAUGCCAAACGCAAACACAGAACCAAACUGACCUCCACAGCCAACUCCAUUAACCCUGUGUGGAAAGAGGAGGCUUUUGUUUUUGAAAAGAUCAUGAUGCCUGAGUUGGCAUCUCUCAAAAUGGUGGCUUGGGAGGAAGGAGGGAAGUUCAUUGGCCAGCGUAUCAUUCCCAUCAUCGCAAUGCACCCAGGCUACCACCACGUGUGCCUGCGCAGCGAGAGCAACAUGCCGCUCACCAUGCCCGCCCUCUUCGUGUUCCUGGAGAUCAAGGACUACGUGCCAGAUGCUUGGGCAGAUCUCACUAUUGCCCUCUCCAACCCUAUCAAGUUCUUCAACCUGCAGGACAAGCGCUUGGUGAAGCACAAGGAUACCUCAGGGGAGAGGCCUGGCACACAGACAAACCCCUCACCUGCUGAGACUAAUGGGGUGGCAGGGUCCACUGGGAAGCCCAGCAUUCCUCCCUCUAACGGGUCCACAGAGCCUGAGACAAUCACCCUUGCUGAGCUGCAGCAGAAGAAACGCUUCCUGAAGCUGCUGAAGAGGCAGGAGAAGGAGCUGAGGGAGCUGGAGUGGAAGGGAAGCAAACAGAGGGAGGAGCUGCUGCAGAAAUACUCCGGGCUCUUUUCGGAGCUGGCCUGCCCUGGGGGCAAGAAAAGGACAAUACGAACAAGGAAAACACAGAAGAAGAGGAGUGUGACCCCCAGCGAUGCUGGUACCAGUGCACAUCCUGUAAAAGCAGCAGACAGCAUCGAUUGCCACUGGCUCGUGGAGCUGAGGGAGAGGCUGGAGACGGACCUCAUCCACCUUGGGGAGGAGCACCACAACCGGAUCCGAAGGAAGAAAGAGCAGCACGCUACCGAGCAAGUUACCAGGAUCCUGGAGCUGGCCAGGGAGAAGCAGGCAGCUGAGCUGCGGGUGCUGAGGGACACGUCGGAAAGCAACAUUAAAGACAUUAAGAAGCGGAUGGAGGCAAAGAGAGUGGAGCGGGUGCAGGCCAUGCUGAGGAAUACCAGUGACAAGGCUGCUCAGGAGAGGUUGAAGAAAGAAAUUAACAAUUCCCACAUUCAGGAAGUGGUGCAGACAGUGAAACGGGUGACAGAGAGGACUGGCAGGUUCCAGCAGAAACUGGAGGAGAAGCAGGCAGCAAAUCUUCAGUCCAUCAAGGAGAGAGAAAGCCAGCUCCAGCAGCAGGUACGGGUGGAAUAUGAGGAGAAGUUGAGAGCUCUGAACAUGGAGGUUCAGGAGAUGGUGAGGAACUACACCAAAGCCAGCUUUCCUGGAGAACCACAGACUGGGAAGGAAGCAGGUCAGACCAUUUCUGAGGGAGAACAAGGCUCUACAGACCAACUGGAAGGAAAUAUCCCAGUGGCAGAGGUGUCCAGGCUUACACUGGCAGUGACUCAGCCCUUGGGAGCUGGAAUGGAUGUGGAGAUAGAAGAGAGCAUAUUCUGAGAUGAGGCCCUUCCUUACUGUUCAUUGCAAGAAGGUGUAUGGUGAAGUAACAACCAGCUUCACAAACUACUGCCAUCCCUUUCCAUUCUGGGGAGCUCCUGAAAUCCUUCUGGAAUGUACUACAUUACCCCAGAUAUCUGGAAGCAGUCUGGAGAGUUCACCCUUCAGAGUACUUCACUCUCUGUCUUCCCAGUCUGAGCUCUGAGGUAUUUUAGCAGUGGGAAAGGGCCUGUGCCUGCAGACCAACUCCCUGUUGGCAUCACAGCAGCAGCUACAGGAAUAUUUACUUUGCAUUCAGAUCAGUUUUUAGAGUCAGUUCCCUCAUCAUUCCUCACAUGCAUCUCUUCACAUCAGUCCAACUCCUCCUAACAUCUUCCACACGGUUCAAAGAAACAGCAAUAAACAAAGCUAAACACUGAUACAAAGACACCACGGGUGGGGAUAGGGGUGGGAAGUGUGCUCAACCACAGCAAACCACACCAUGCUGUGUGUCCUACAGGAAAACAGUUACACCUGAAGCUGCAUUAAUAAACAAUUACAAAUGCUGCUAUAAAAACCAAACCCCAGGUCAAGCAGGUAACAAACAGCAUGUUCCAAGUCUAGUCUGAACACCCAACAAGAGUCCACAUCUCCCCUGUGGUGUCACCAGAGUACUGGAAUUACAGACUGUACAUUUCUGAGCUAUUUAUUGUCUAAAAAAAAAUAAAACCUAGCAGUUCUUAAA